Rhododendron vialii is the source of this 2333-nucleotide messenger RNA. Its product is annotated as protein FAR-RED IMPAIRED RESPONSE 1-like. The coding region runs from base 96 to 1934 and encodes 612 amino acids. Gene Ontology annotation, biological process: regulation of DNA-templated transcription. The record is from RefSeq and is a predicted model, not a curated record. Gene Ontology annotation, molecular function: zinc ion binding. NCBI's taxonomy places the organism in Eukaryota, Viridiplantae, Streptophyta, Magnoliopsida, Ericales, Ericaceae. The transcript has 3 exons.
UGUGCCCGAAGAAAGCUCGAUAUCUACAAGCCAAUCGGGUUGUCCCACUACAUGCAAAAAGGACAAUAGCGUUGAAUCGCUCGGCUGGAAUAAAAAUGAAUCAGACAAUUGCCUCAUGUACGAUUGAGGUAGGGGGGCCUAGCAACCUGCCAUGGUUACCCAAGGAUGCAAGGAAUUACGUCGAUAAAGUGAGACGCUCAGAACUUAAGGAAGGGGAUGCAGAAUCAAUGCACAAGUAUUUUAUUAAGAUGAAAACUGAUAAUGAAGCAUUUUUUUAUGCAAUUGAUCUAGAUGAAGAAAACCGGCUAAAGAAUGUUUUUUGGGCCGAUGGGAGAAGUAGAGAAGCAUUCAAGGAAUUUGGAGAUGUGGUCACAUUUGACACCACUUAUUUGGUUAAUCAGUGGAAUAUGCCGUUUGCUCCUUUCGUGGGUGUAAAUCAUCAUGGGCAAUCGAUCUUGUUAGGGUGCGGACUAAUAUUACGAGAGGACACAGAUUCAUUUGUAUGGUUGUUCAAGACAUGGGUUGCUUGUAUGUCUGGGUGUUCUCCUAAUGCCAUCAUAAAGGACCAAUGUCGUGCCAUGCAAAACGCAAUAAGUAUAGUUUUCCCAAACGCACGGCAUCGUUGGUGUUUGUGGCAUUUAUUGAAAAAGGUUCCUGAAAAGUUGAAAGGUUACGAUGACUAUGAACCGAUUAAAUGGGAUGUCCUUAGUGCUGCGUAUGAUUCAUUGACAAAAGAGGAAUUUGAGAAAAAUUGGGGCAAUCUCAUCAAUAAAUAUCACUUAGAGGCCAACGAGUGGCUAAGUGGCUUGUACGAUGAGAGACACCGAUGGGCUCCCGCAUUUGUGAAAGAUGUUUUUUGGGUGGGGAUGUCAACAACCCAACGGAGUGAAAGCAUGAAUGCCUACUUUCAUGGCUACGUACAUUCUAAUACCACAAUAAAGGAAUUUGUGGAGCAAUAUGAGAACGCCUUGCGUAAGAAGGUGGAAAAAGAAGACGAGGAAGAUGCCCGUUGUUUCAACAAACAAAUGAAGAAUGUGUCCCCUUAUGGUUUUGAAGAUCAAUUUCAAGAUGCAUACACACUCGCAAAAUAUAAGGAUUUUCAAGCUCAAGUAGCCGGUAAGAUUGCAUGCAAUUUCACUUCUAUGAAGGUGGUAGAUGAUGGCAUUUCAAAAUUUGAGAUUGAAGAAGAUAUAAAAGUUGGUGAGAAGGGAAUAUUGAAAACCGUUACUUUUCAUGUUUGUUAUAAUGAGGAGUCAAAAGAAAGUAAUUGUACUUGUCGGUUGUUUGAAUCUAAGGGGAUUGUGUGCAAGCAUAUUGUCAUGGUUUGGUCAAGAAAGAAGUUGAAUGAAGUUCCAGAGAAGUACAUUCUAAAAAGGUGGAGCAAAAAUAUGAGGAGGAGUCACACAAUGGUGAAGGUUAGUUAUGCAAAUUGGGAAAGCAAGCCCGAAUGGCGUCGCUAUGAUUAUAUGUUGGUUGCUUUCCGUAAAGCCGAUGAAAAGGCCAUGGAUUCCGAGGCGAAGAGUAAGAGGGUGGUGGCCAAGUUGCAAGAAGCUGAGGUGGAGAAUGAAGUUUGUGAGGAGGAGUGCCUAGGCGAUAGGCCUAUGUCAAUCGACAUAGUAGAUGAAAUCAUAAGUUCCGAAGAGAAAAAAAUACCCGUGGGUGAUCCGAUUAAACGUCGUCGGAAAGGGCGGCCACCGGUAAAUAGGAAACAACCAAGAAUUGAAAAAAUUAUUCGAAAGAUAAAGCAAUCAAGCAAGAAUGGCAAAGCUAGUCGAGGCAAUGCGAAGAGCAUGACGUAUAAUCCGAAUGUUCACACUAUGGAACUCAACGAGGUUAUCAUGCAAGGGAGCAUAAAUUGUAGUACAUCCCAAUUGGUUGGACCGCACGGUGGAAUGUGGAGCUAUGACCUUGACGAGGCUUCAACUGAUUUAUAAUGGAAGACUUGUUCUUUUUUGUACUUUUGGUAGAUGGCAAUACAUAUAUUCUCUUAGCUAUGUAGAAAGGGCACCCUUAUGGCAGCAUUAAUUGUGAGUUUCAUGGUUUAGUUCCACCUGAAACAAAAAAAAUUAUUUUGAGGGUAGUGACUUGUGAGAUCAAUUAGUCUCUCUCAACCGUCUAAGUAACUUUGAUGAUCAAUUGAAAUGUGGCUUUUGUGCUUUUGUGUUGUAUCGGUAGCCUAAUUGCCAUUUACUCUCUCAGUUUGUUCACUGUGAUGCUCAAUGAAAAUGUGAAUUUGGCUUUUGUUUUGUAUGAGUAGCCUAUUAGUUACAAUUUACUCUCUUUGUUUAUCCACAGCUGGCAUGUGUCUUGUAUCACACACAUAGAUAGCAUUC